AUGCGAACAUCGGAUCUCGCACAAUGUGACAAGUCCGACGGGAUCCGCUGCGACUACCCCCAGACAGACGUCUCGGAGCAAGGGCCCCAACCAGGUGCCUUUGGCGUCGAGAUAUGCAGAGGCGUUGCAGGGUCCAUACAUCGCUUCUGCGAGAUGCUGCGGAGCACAAUCUCGGAUAACACUCUUGCCUGUGGCUCUGACCUGCAUAUGCAGGGUCCAAAAUCCCUAGCACGAUAG
This is a messenger RNA of Diaporthe amygdali, 237 nucleotides long. RefSeq lists its product as uncharacterized. NCBI's taxonomy places the organism in Eukaryota, Fungi, Ascomycota, Sordariomycetes, Diaporthales, Diaporthaceae. The transcript has a single exon. The record is from RefSeq and is a predicted model, not a curated record. Bases 1 to 237 code for a protein of 78 amino acids.